Molecule: messenger RNA, 1011 nt
Organism: Saccharomyces mikatae IFO 1815
Lineage: Eukaryota; Fungi; Ascomycota; Saccharomycetes; Saccharomycetales; Saccharomycetaceae
Gene: NSE1
Product: Smc5-Smc6 complex subunit NSE1
Exons: 1
Coding region: 1-1011 (336 amino acids)
Biological process (GO): double-strand break repair via homologous recombination; DNA damage tolerance
Cellular component (GO): Smc5-Smc6 complex; nucleus
Molecular function (GO): ubiquitin-protein transferase activity
Source: RefSeq, a predicted model, not a curated record
AUGGAGGAAAAUGAAGAGCAGGUCUCUACACCUGCAACAGGGGAUGCUACGGCGAAGUAUCUACUACAGUAUAUCUUGUCAGCAAGAGGCAUUUGUCAUGAAAACGCUUUGAUUCUAGCUCUAAUGAGAUUGGAAACUGAUGCUUCAAGAUUUAAUGGGAAAUGGUCGACACAGCAGUGGAUUGAUAAAUUAAAUGGUUGUAUAAACGCUAUAAACGUAAAACUGAACCUUUUGGGUUAUAAAAUCAUUCGGAUCAACCAUGGGAUUGGUAGAAACGCAGUAGCUUUAAGGAACAAACAGAACCUCGGUCCCUUUGAAGAGAAUACUGAAAUAGGAGGCCAUGGUAAUAGUUUUACAGAUUCGCAGCCAAUGAUACUUCCAGAGAGUAACCGAUUUUUCGUAUAUAUUAACUUAGCAUCCACUGAGGAGACCAAGUUAGCCACGAGGUUCAAUCAAAACGAGAUCGAGUUUAUUAAAUGGGCCAUUGAGCAGUUCAUGAUCAAUGGUGAAGCUGUUAUCGAAGAUAUGGCAUCUGACACUUCAGUAAUCGUGAGGGAGAUUAACCGUAUUCUCGUAGCGGCAACGGACGACUCUAAUUUCACCAAAUGGCGAAAGUUCAGUACAUUUACUGUAGGGUCUACCGCUCUUCUCCAAUUCGAGGGCCUGACGGCUACGGAAAUUGAAGAUUUAUUACUUCGAUUAUGCGAAUACAAAUGGUUUUACAGAACUAAGGAGGGGAAAUUCGGUAUUGACCUCCGCUGCAUAGCAGAACUGGAAGAGUACUUGACAUCCAUGUACAAUUUGAACACUUGCCAAAAUUGCCACAAAUUAGCUAUCCAAGGUGUCAGGUGCGGGAACGAAUCUUGUCGAAAGGAAGACGAGGAAACAGGAGAAAGCAGUCCGCCCCAAAUUUGGCAUGUUGAUUGUUUUAAGCAUUAUAUUACGCAUGUAAGCAAGAAUUGUGAUCGCUGUGGUUCAUUGCUAAUCACAGAGGGUGUAUACGUUCUUUAA